GCAGUUCAUUCCCAGAGUUUUGAGGAAUCUGGGAAGGUAAUUGGUGGGAUGAAUCAAAGAACCACAUGGCAAACUGCUGAGGGCCUGAUGCACAUGCAAGAGUACCAGUUUCUUCAUUUUCAGCAAGAACAUCUCCCCCAGAUGGAAUGAAACCCAGUGUCCCCCAAAAGAUGAAUAAGCAACAAAGCAUGGAGCCCUGGGGUUCCCCUGGCAAGAGAGAGGCUCGAAGCAAGGAACUGAAGGAUUCCUCAAGGCACCAGGCUCAGUGAAAGAAGCCACUCGGAAAAGCGGAAGAGGUCAUGCUCAGGAAACGUCACGCUCUGAAGGUCGUUCAGAUGACAUUCUUGAAAGGACAAAAUGCCCUGACAACACUGGUUUGCAGGCAUGACAUCACAGUGUGGGAGAAGACACUCAGGAUGGCUCAGGGAUCCGGAGACCAGCGAGCAGUGGGGGUUGCUGAUCCGGAAGAGAGUUCUCCCAACAUGAUUGUCUACUGCAAAAUCGAGGACAUCAUUACGAAGAUGCAAGAUGACAAGACAGGGGGUGUGCCCAUCAGAACAGUUAAGAGCUUUCUCUCCAAAAUCCCCAGUGUCGUCACAGGUACUGACAUUGUGCAGUGGCUUAUGAAGAACCUUUCCAUUGAAGACCCAGUUGAAGCAAUACACCUGGGAAGCCUUAUCGCCGCCCAGGGCUACGUCUUCCCAAUCUCAGACCACGUCCUCACCAUGAAGGACGAUGGCACCUUUUACCGUUUCCAGGCUCCUUACUUCUGGCCUUCAAACUGCUGGGAACCUGAAAACACAGACUAUGCCAUCUACCUCUGUAAGAGGACGAUGCAGAACAAGGCAAGGCUGGAAUUGGCCGACUACGAAGCAGAAAACUUAGCGAGACUCCAGAGGGCCUUUGCAAGGAAGUGGGAAUUCAUCUUUAUGCAAGCAGAAGCGCAAGUCAAGAUUGACCGGAAGAAAGAUAAGACGGAAAGGAAAAUCUUGGAUAGCCAAGAACGGGCCUUCUGGGAUGUCCACAGGCCAGUGCCAGGCUGUGUGAACACAACGGAAAUGGAUAUCAGAAAAUGUCGGCGUUUGAAGAAUCCACAAAAGGUUAAAAAGUCAGUAUAUGGUGUGACAGACGAGUCCCAGUCACAGAGUCCGGUGCACAUACCAAGCCAGCCAAUCAGGAAAACUACAAAAGACGACAUCCGAAAACAGAUAACGUUUUUGAACGCACAGAUUGACAGACAUUGUUUGAAAAUGUCCAAAGUGGCUGAAAGCUUAAUCGCUUACACGGAGCAGUAUGUGGAAUACGACCCUUUCAUAACACCAGCAGAGCCAUCUAACCCUUGGAUCAGCGAUGACAUCACCUUAUGGGACAUAGAGAUGAGCAAAGAGCCCAGCCAGCAGCGAGUGAAGCGUUGGGGCUUCUCUUUUGAUGAGAUACUGAAGGACCAGGUGGGGCGGGACCAGUUCCUCAGAUUCCUGGAGUCAGAAUUCAGUUCAGAAAAUCUCAGGUUCUGGCUGGCCGUCCAAGAUCUCAAGAAGCAACCUCUACAGGAUGUGGCCAAGAGGGUGGAGGAAAUCUGGCAAGAGUUCCUAGCUCCCGGAGCCCCAAGUGCAAUCAACCUGGAUUCUCACAGCUAUGAGAUAACCAGUCAGAAUGUCAAAGAUGGAGGGAGAUACACAUUUGAAGAUGCCCAGGAGCACAUCUACAAGCUGAUGAAGAGUGACAGCUACGCCCGCUUCCUACGGUCCAAUGCUUACCAGGAUCUGUUGCUGGCCAAGAAGAAGCCAGAAAGUGAGCAAGGUCGUAGAACUUCCCUAGAAAAAUUCACCCGCAGUGUGUGCUGCUGGCGCAGACUCAGAAUGGCCGCCGCGUUUCACCCCCGAGGUGGCUUCCUUCCAGCAGUGGGGAAAGUCGCUGGCGGGCAAGCGCCUUACGGGCCUGAUGCAGUCCUCCUGACCGCCCCGAUCCCAGGCUCAGGGCCCGGGCCCACAGAGCACCCGGGCAGGCGACGCUCCACAUCCAACGACAGAGCUUCCUUGCGGGGAGAUUUGGUCACUGUGAAGGAGAAAGAGUGAGGGCCAUGGAGGGCACUGGUGGGAAGCUGCGGUGGGUGAAUGGGGAGACCAGAGAGAAAGAAUCCACGGUGCUGGGCCAGCUGGGAGAGGCCCUGCUUAUAGCCUCUCUCUUGUACAGCCACACACCAAUGCUCAUUCUCAACAAGGGUCCAUUUCUAACUGGGUCAGAGAAUGUCUCAUGGGGUUCCUGUCUGACUAUCUAUCACUCAAGAUGUUGUUGAACUCACCUGUCCAGUCGUCUGGGGAAUCCAGCAAACUUCAGAGGGACCCUGGGCACACAGUAUUAAGCAUCACCUCCCUACCACUCUCUCUAAAGCAUUGGCAGUGCUCACUGCCAUCUGUUCCCCCUCCGCCACCCCACUGGUAUACCGGGUGGGUGACGGACGCUGCUUUCACACAAAAUGUCACAUCUUCAGUCCUAAUGACCGUUCAAGUUCUCUCCACCCUCUGUGAGACCACAUUUUAAAUAAGUCUCCACGGGUGUGGUGGCCAGCCCCAGUUCCCAUCAAAUGUCCAAAGGUCCUUGGCUUGAAGAGGCACCAGUACAGAUAGUGGAGUGUGUUGUUCAGCCACUGAAAGUUCGGGUGACAAUCUUUUAAAAAUAUUACUACUUCCUGUCUUCUGAUUUUUGCCCCUUGCACCUUGACUUGUUCCCUUGUGUUUGGCUCGCAAUAAACAUGGCCAUGAACUCAGGGGCCAUUAGGCUUCAUCCCAAUGGCAGCCCAAGAUGGAACUUUCUGGAGGUGGAUGGAUUGUAGGGCUGGCACAGGGCAAUGUCUUACCAGGCCUGGCCGACUCUCACUGGUUUAGGGCUCAGUUAUUCCUGAGUCUUAAACACAAUAUGCAAUGACAAGUCCCAACCAGAGUCACAGAAUUCCCUUCCCAACCUUAUUCUGAAGACCCAGCCAAAGCACCCUAUUAGAUGUAGCCAGUCACCUAGAAAAAAGCAAAAUGUGCUAGAGUCUGCAAAGGGACAUCUGUGUUCUUCCGGUGUGUCAGAAUAACCAUUUGCCAGCCUGGCUGUGAAGUCUUGCACCUAAAGUGCCACAUAGGUCCCAAAUGAGCACACAGGAGGUGCUUGGCAAAUGGUGGCUAGUACAGUUGUUGUCAUUGUUACUGGGAUCACCAAAUGCCCUCAGACGAAGAUGUACUAGGCAACAUGCUUUUAAAUUCAAAUAUAUUCUUCCACACACACCUGCCCUGCCAAUACCUGUUGGCCCCUCUAUUCUUCCACACACACCUGCCCUGCCAAUACCUGUUGGCCCCUCUAUUUGGCCGUAGGUGAAAACUCCCCCCUUGGGAGUAUAUAAACAGAGAAGGAAAAGGAAGGAAGGAAGGAAGGAAGGAAGGAAGGAAGGAAGGAAGGAAGGAAGGCAGGCUGGCAAACAUUGCUUAUGUAAGCAAAUUUACCAGCUGGUGACCCAAGGUCCAAGUGUUUGUUCAGUCUCAGCCUUCUGGGUACAUCAUGUGACUCAUCUGUUCAGCUCCCACCUGCAAAGCCUGUCCAUGCCUGGCUUCUACACAACCACUGAUCCACAGGCGUCCUGUUGGUCCCUCAAGGGGAAUCCUCCGUGUCAGAUUCUUGGCCAGCACAUCUGUUUCCAGGUCAGUUGUUCUCUCCUUGAGACAUGGUGGAGAUCAGAAGGUGUCUCUAAAGGUGACUGAAAACACCCAGACUCUUGCCAGAUGCUCCCACUGAACCUUGGCAAACAGAAGUAGCCACAUGAGUAGUGAGUGGGAGAAGUGAAGACACAACCCAAGUUAUGGAGUCUUCUGGCCCUUUCUCUCUAACUCCACUUAAAACGAAAUAAAACAACAAACAAAUAAAAUUCCUCUUAUGUAGAAAUAGAACCCUCCAGUUUCUAAACAAAAUUGUAGUCCAAAUUCAUCUCCAUCCAACAGUGCCCAAAGGAAGCUUCUCUUCUAAGGGCACCCUAGGCUAUGCUGACACUAAGGCAUCUGAUUUUCUCAAACAAUGGUUACAUCAUGCCCUCAGUCAUGAAGGACAAGGCUUCUGGCUGCCCCUUGGCCCUUCUAUGGUCUACAGAACACAUUCUAAGCCAGGCUGCAACCUGGGUAGGAUAAAUUUCUUGGCCAUGGCUUCUUGUGCCCUUUUCUGCACCAAUUCUUGUCUGCUGGUUUUGCACUGUGCUGUCCUGAAAACUGGGCUCAGAGUCACCCAGAGCCAGGUAUACUCUAGUUCUUAGAUGGAACAGGAGGCAAGCUUCUAACCUCCCCCAGCCCCCAGGGGACAGAGAAGCAGACAGGACAGUCAGCAGGUUCAAUAGAACCAAGGACAGACAGACACUCUAGAUGGAUUCAAGCCCAGAUCAAUAAACUCCCACCCCCACCUCAACUCCCAGGUAAGCUCAGGCACAUGGCCACUGUGUGUGCCUCAGUAGAUCAGGCAAGGAGCUGAGAAAACAAAGUAGGACAAAGUCCACCCAAGUUGACCAGCCCAAGACAGUUUGACACGCAAGAUUAUAAUGCAAAGGUUUGAAAAAUUGAAUCUCAGCCAGCUUCCCUUUGGCCUGGUACACACAGACAAAAUCAUUCCUCAGCAAAGCAAAUUCCUCUGCCCCGUUCUGACCCCUGGAAGCCUGGUAGGCUCUCCUAGCUACAUAUGGUCUGAGAGGAGACUACCCCUAUAAUGACUUGUGGAACAAGUGUCCUUUUGGCAGCUCCCCAGUCUUAGCAGGUGAGACAGGCCCAGGCAGGGAAGCAAAUGCUGACAUAAAUGUCUCCUGAAUUGGCAAGAGUGCAGAUGGGAGACUUUACAUUUAAAUGCCCGAAAUCGCCCUGACACCAGGCUGGCCCAGGUAGCCAGAAGAAACAACCUGCCUUUCUAGAAAGCGACAUGUCUGUUUCACCUCCCUGCAAGCUGUUGCUGUACCCCAGAAAUAAAGGAGGUACCAACUGCCAGUGAAGUUAGUCUUCUCUAGGCUUGCCCACUGCUCAGUAGCUAGGUACCUGGCUAGCCCCCAGGAAGGGCCUCUUACAAUGCUAAGUUGCUGCUGGGACUAGUCAAACCUUUGGGACAUGCCCAAUGGGAUUCCUGGGAUGUUCAAACUACCUCACCAACAGGAUACAGAACCAGAUGCCCGACCCCCCCUGCUUGUUGUGAAAGUUGGUGGUUUUCCUGAAAUGAGUCCUCCUGCUCUGUUCUGCAUGUGUGGGCUUCAGACGCCAGCACCAAGAAGCCUUUCCAGAAUGGGGAAAGGACUGAGGGUUGUUCAUCUUUGGGCCCUGGAGAAUUUCCUGGAGGAAAGUGUUCCAGCAACUUCCAGGAACUGGGAAGCCCGGGGCUGGAGAGAAAUUAUGUGUCACCAGCCUCCAAGGGGACCUGGCUGAGAGAUGAAUUUGUGGCAAGGACUUUGGAAUAGUUGAAUAGUGGUCAAAAUAAAUUGCUAAUAACUCACCACUGGACUCUCCGAAAGAGGCCUGUGUUCAUGUAACCAAGGCAACAGCAGACGCCAGCAACCUACUCAUUAGUGCCACCCAGUGAUAAGGCCUCCCCAUGGGCAAGACCCAGGGGCCAUCAAGUAGCAAAGUAGCAAAUGUAGCAAUAAGGGCCUGGGACCCUGAGGUGGCAGGAUCCAAAUAACAAGGCCUCAGUCUUCCCCAAGCCUCAGACAGGGGGGCAGAGGUAGCUGCUAUCAGCUGUCUGGGGUUGGGGAGCCCUGCCCACACCAAGGGUCCCUGUCUUAUAGCCUAUGACCAUUCACCGCAUGAUAACAGACACGUCGGAAUGGCCUCCUCUUAGUGCAUGUGGUUCUCGUUAGUUUAUUUUUCUGGAAUUUGGGGAACUGGACCCCAGGACCAAACAUGCUGGAAACAGUCUAAAAAUAAACAACUACUUGAACCCACUGAA
Molecule: messenger RNA, 5946 nt
Organism: Rattus norvegicus (Norway rat)
Lineage: Eukaryota; Metazoa; Chordata; Mammalia; Rodentia; Muridae
Source: RefSeq, a predicted model, not a curated record